Molecule: messenger RNA, 627 nt
Organism: Penicillium daleae
Lineage: Eukaryota; Fungi; Ascomycota; Eurotiomycetes; Eurotiales; Aspergillaceae
Exons: 2
Coding region: 1-627 (208 amino acids)
Source: RefSeq, a predicted model, not a curated record
AUGGAUAAUCAGCAAUCAAAGUCCGACUCCGCCAGGGAAUCUUCGCUCUUACUAAAGCUUCUCCACUGGCACAAGCUCUUCGAAUCCGAUACUCCUCCGCGGCUUGGCAUCGAUGUCGACCGACGCAUACCCUACGCUCUGAUGUCCGCUUUCACGACCGGAAUGACACUGGGAUACUAUCAUGGAAGCAAGAAAGCUGGCCUUGUGUUCCGAGCUGAGAACGCUCAUCGGUUCCCAACGACCUCGUCCGGAUGGUUCCAGUACCACAAGACCAAGAACUACAUCUCCGUGGUUGGCGGCGUGAAGGAUGGGUUUAAGAUGGGUUCGAAGCUGGGAGCAGGAGCAUUGGCAUUCUGUCUGUUUGAAGAGACGGUUGACUAUGCUCGUCAUGAUGAGCGGGACUUUUUGUCCACCGUCACAGCUGGAUUGUCUUGCUCGGGUAUCUACAGUCUACUGGCACGUCACGAUGUCUAUACUGCUGCGCGAACCGCCAGGCUCGGGUUGAAGAUGAGCUUAGUCUACGGGCUAUUGCAAGACACCCUGGAAACCAUGAAGGGCAAUCGCCCUGCCUAUAUCGAUUUCAUCACGGGGAACCGUCGGUCCAAAAAUAUCGAGGGGUCGGUUUGA